Phytophthora sojae is the source of this 705-nucleotide messenger RNA. RefSeq lists its product as hypothetical. The record is from RefSeq and is a predicted model, not a curated record. The transcript is spliced from 2 exons. Lineage: Eukaryota; Oomycota; Peronosporomycetes; Peronosporales; Peronosporaceae. Bases 1 to 705 code for a protein of 234 amino acids.
AUGCUUAGAGCCCGAGCCACCCGUGAACUCACCGAGGAAGCCGUUGAGCAAGGCGUUGCCCGACUUACCCAGCUCAAUGAAGUCCGCCAAGCCAAGCGCGUACGAUGUGCUCCAGCUGCUCGUGCUGCUGCGAUCGCUGACAGCGACGCUGUCGACUCGCUAUCUCCUGUAUUCGACCGUUUCCUGCUGAAUGGCGACGAGACCGUCAUGCAGACGACCAACUUCUCGGGGGAAGAGUUUAACAGGCUCUGGCGCGUGAUCGAAGAGUACGUGGUGCUGCCGUGGAACGUAGGCCGCGGCAAGAAGUGCAAGUUCGGCGGCAAGGACGUGCUGUUCAUGGUGCUCGCCUCGCUCAAGCACUGUGGCAAGUGGGACAUUGUCGCUAGCGUGUUUGACAUCAACCCACCCAUCUUCCAGAACAUGGUACUGAAGUACACCGAUAUGGUCUCUCCUUUCUUGUACGAGCGCAUGGUGGAAGAUGUCAACGCGAAGUGGACGAUGCGUGAGCUUGUGAUCGCCGGCAAGACCUUUUCCAACUACCCCUGUGCGAACAUCCCGUACGGCCUGUGCGAGGGACGUAGUAUUUACUACAGCGGCAAGCACAAGCUCCACGGGUACAAGGUGGAGGUCUCGGUCUUGCCCACAGGCAAGGCGAUCAACCGCACGCAACACUACCCGGGCCACCUUAUGCUUGGCUAUGCGUAG